CUGGGAUUUCACAGGCCUGAUUCUCCUUUCUCAAACACACAAGCCUGGUCUUCGACCCAUUCCGUAGUGAAGGAUGAGCACAACUCUGGAUUCUCCAGCCACUUUCAUCUUGUGUACUGAAAGACUACAGGCAUGCACCGCAAGUCUCGGCUUCGUGUAACCCCUUAGCAGAGUUGAGAAGAGGCCGAACUGGAUUCUGAGAGAGACCUGAUGAGGAGAGAGGCAUUCCACUAGUAUCAAAGAUUCCUGGCUCAUCUUUGAUUUGCUUCCCCAAUCCCCCCGAUGGCUUUGCCCAGCCGCAGGUCCAAGAAUCCCAACACACUGGCUUUUCUUCUAGCGGGGGUGACUUUCGUGGUGCUGCACCAGUGGCUCCUUCAGCAGCCCACGCGGGAGCAACCCCAGGAACCCAGGGCUGCUCCCUGGUCUUCUGCUGCCGCGGUGCAGCCUUCCCCGCUUCUCCCGGUGCCGGCGUGCGUGGCCAACGCCUCCGCGAACCUCACUGCUGGCUUCCAGCUGCUGCCAGCUCGGAUCCAAGACUUCCUGCGCUACCGCCACUGCCGCCGCUUCCCGCAGCUGUGGGACACGCCCCACAAGUGCGCGGGCCCCCGCGGCGUCUUCCUGCUGCUGGCCAUCAAGUCGUCGCCGCCCAACUUCGAGCGGCGGGAGCUGAUCCGGCGCACGUGGGGCCAGGAGCGCAGCUAUGGCGGCCGGCAGGUUCGGCGCCUCUUCCUGCUGGGGACCUCCCCCCCGGAAGAGGUGGAGCGCGAGCCCCAGCUGGCGGACCUGCUGCGCCUGGAGGCUCGCGAGAGCGGCGACGUGCUGCAGUGGGACUUCUGGGACACGUUCCUCAAUCUCACGCUCAAGCAUCUGCACCUGCUCGACUGGACGGCGGAGCGCUGCCCCGGCGCCAGUUUCCUGCUCAGCUGCGACGACGACGUCUUCGUGCACACCGCCAACGUGCUGCAGUUCCUGGAGGUGCAGCCGCCGGAGCGCCACCUCUUCGCCGGGCAGCUCAUGGAUGGCUCCAUGCCCAUCCGCGAAAGCGGGAGCAAGUACUUCGUGCCCCCGCAGCUCUUCCCAGGCAAGGCCUACCCUGUGUACUGCAGCGGCGGCGGCUUCCUUCUGUCCAGCCUCACGGCCCGCCACCUGCGCAGGGCGGCGCGCCGCGUGCCGCUCUUCCCCAUCGACGACGCCUACAUGGGCAUGUGUCUGCAGCAGGCCGGCCUGGCGCCCAGCGGCCACGAAGGCAUCCGGCCCUUCGGCGUGCAACUGCCCGGUGUGAAACGCUCGUCCUUCGACCCCUGCGUGUACCGCGAGCUGUUGCUGGUGCAUCGCUUCGCGCCUUAUGAGAUGCUGCUCAUGUGGAAGGCGCUGCACAACCCGGAGCUGCACUGUAGCCACAGACGCGAUGCGGGGUCUCCCGAGGGCAGAGGGGAGCCGAACCCUGAUGCACACUGAUAUUACCUUGAGGACGGAUCUGGAAAACACUAUCCUAGUGCAUGUCUCUGGCCUCAACUUCAGGGGUUCUGGUCCAAUUUUGGUCAGGGGUGGCUUCAGACAUAUCUAGGUGGUGUUUUUCUUGUUUUAAGCCAACUCCUAAGACCUCUGGGCUGGGGAUAUUUAUCUGUUCAUCCUCACCUAGCAGCCUUCCAGCCUUCCGUUCUCCAUUCAUUAUGGGCAGCAAGCGAGGUAUGGCGGCCAAGUUCAGUGUCACCUGUCAAGUGCAGCACAGUUAUGAAUUGCCAUUUCCACCGUUUCCUCCACCAAAGAGCAGAGCGCCAAGAAGCCAGUUUACACUCGGAACUAAGGGGUGUUAUGUGAGGGCAAAGUGAAAAGUGAAGGUCCUUCAGGGCAGCAGCAGGAGGCGCCAUCGCAGCCACCGUUCUGGAGCCCUGACUGUAUGUACUUCAGCCUUGCUUCCCCAAAUGCUUUAGAAAGGGCAUGGCUGAGUGGACAGUGGCAAUCUGUCCCAAUGCUGUGGACUAGAUCUGUGAGAACAUUGUAUUAGCCUGUUGCUGCUGUAACAAAUUCCCUUUCCAGCUUUCCAAGCCUGGGACAAACCCACUUAUCCUGCAGUUCUCUGACAACACAGGUCUCACUAGGCUAAAGUCAAUGUGUUGGUAAGACUGCUUACCUACCUAAUUAUUCUAGGGGAGAACCUAGCUGGAGAACAAUAAGAUAGAUUCUCCUUAUUCCCUACCUUCUAGAGGGAGACCUCCUUCAUCUCUGAAACCAGCAAUGCUAUACUUCUCUACAGCCAGAUAUCUCCCUGACUCUUUAUUUCUCCACUCACUGCUCUCCUUCCCUAGAGCUAAAAUUGAGUCCACCUGGGUUAUCCAGGCUUAGCUUCCCAUCUUGUUUGUUAAGACAAGGUUUCAUGUAGCCCAAGCUGCCCUGAAACUUGCUAUGUGGUCAAGCAUGCUCUUGAACUCCGGAGCCUCCUGACUUCACUUCCCAAAGUAUGCGUUACAGGUUUGUCUCCACACCCAGCUAUUAUCUACGGGCUGUAAACCCGGCUCUCUAGCAAUAGCAUUGUUCAUAUUUUCAGUCACAUGUCACAGGUUCCAGAGAUUAGGGUGUGGACAUGCUUGGAGGACAAUUGGUUCCGUCUACCAGGAUGCCAAUAUAAACUGUGGAAUAAAAAACGAAGGAAAUGAAUGCGUGACAGAGGCCUUUGGCCCUCAGCAAACGGUCCUGAUGCCAGCCCUCAUUGAGGACAAGUGAGCAUCAUUAAAUCCGAAUUCCCUGCUUUGAUGCCUUGUUCUCAGCCCCCUGACAAAAAGUUGUCUUCAUUUGAGGAUAAAAAUAUUAAGAUUCUGGCAUUUCAUAGCUUAGAAAGGUAGGAAGGCAGCAGAUUUGAGUGCAUCAUGUGACUGUGGGGCCUGGCCACUCCUCUCUGAGGCUGGAUUGCUCUGGUGUCCAAGAACAGGAAAGACCCCUGGGUCCAGGGAGCCCCAAGCAUGCCUGCCGCCUCCUCUGGGCCCAUGCGCCGCCAGGGAGCGAGCCUGCCCCACUGGCCAUCUCUCCGUGGUGGUGCUAGGCUGGUCAGCUGGGCUGAGAUUUCCGAGAGGCCAGUUCCAACUGGGAUCCAGAAAAGCAUGGAGCUCUGGGCAUCGUUAGAUUAGCGACUGGGGAACUGGAUCAUAUCUCUAUACCUCGUGUCAUCCGCCCUCGUUCUUCACCCAGUCACCUCAGGGGGAGGCCACCCUCUGAUGCUCCCGGCUCCUUUGAAAAGCUCAACAUACUCUGAUAUCCCAGCGACCUCAGGAGUUGGGAAAGGAGAGAUGUUUCUGACUCAAGACAAUAGAUCCAAAAAUCCUACUUAAAUAUGAUAGCGACUAGAAGGGUGUGGUGAUACUUGCCAAAACCCGCAGCAUUCAGGAGGCUGAGGCACACAGGGUCCUGAGUUCUGAGCCUGGGCUAAACCUCCUAUAGCAAGACCUUUUCUCAAAAAGAAAGGAAAAAGAAAAACCUAGGCUUGCCUGGAACUGGAGUUGAGUUGAGGAUAGCCUUGAAAUACUGGUUUUUCUGCCACCAGCUCCCAAUUCCUGGGACUAUAAAAUGGCUCCACCAUAGCCAGCCCCCAAAAUUAUUUUUAAAGUCUCAGAAGUUGGGGCUGGAACCAUGACUCUGCAGGUAAAAACCCUUGCUGCUAAGCUUGCUCACUCAUCCAGACAGCAUAUACACAAAAAAAUCAAGGUAUGAGGCGCUUUUGUUUGUUUUGUUUUUGUUUUUGUCUUAGAAAGGACAGCAGUGAUGACUCUGUGCUUAAGAGGCUUACUGCUCUUACAGAAGACCAGGGUUCUGUCCCAGGCCACACAGUGGCUCAAAUGGUCUAGAAUUCCUGUUCCUGAGAUUCAGUGCCCUCUUCUGGCCUUUGGAUCACGAGGCAUCUGUGUAUGUGGUGCUCAUGAACUCACCCAGGUACAUAUACUUUUUUUUUUUAAGCCUCAGAAGUUUACAGCUAAAUCAAAUUAACUUUUUCUUAAAGUAUCUAUUUUUUAUUUACUUAUUUAUUUAUUCAUGAUAUUAUUAUUGCCCACAAUUGCCUGCAUAGCUGAGGAUGGCCCUGAAUUUUUUAUCUCCUGUCCCAGAUUUCCAAGUGCUGCUUUUCUAGAUUCUUCUGUAAGGCUCUCAGCUCCUCCUCCCAUUCUGAAAUAAAAAUCUUACCUGAUGUAAUCACACAAUUUUUUUAAACUUCAAUAUUUUGCUUAAUUUCACAUAAAAUCUAAAUAAAAGAAAAAUGCAUUAAAAUAAGUAUAGCUUGGACGUAUAAAAAACCUUCUCUAUAUAUUCUCAAAUAUUCUUCUAGAGGACAGAAUGCCUCCUCGAGAAUGGUUAGGCCAAAUAUAGAAAACCCUCACAGAUAGAUAACUGAUUUAAAUUAGUAAGAAAAUAUGUCUUUUUGCAAAUGCAAAAUCAAUGUAGUUCCUCUAUCAAAAAGCCAAGAAGGAAAAGCUUGCUAUUACUUUGUUGGUGUUGUUUGGGUUUGGUUUCAUUUGCUUAUUUUGGUGUUUUGAUGCAGGGUCUUGCCCUGUUGCCCAGGCUGGUCUCAAGAAGAUUGCCGGAAGAUUGCCAGGAAGAUUGCCUGAGUUCUAGCCCAGCCUAGGUUACAGAGCAAGUCUCCAAAAACAAAACAAAACAUUGUUAAACAUCCGUAUAAGAGAAAUCAAAGGUACUUGGGUGGGGACUGACUAUGAGAAGACUUGUACAAAGACAGUAAACUGUCUUAAGAUCGUUUUAAAUAUGUAAGUUAAUGUCUAGAGACAGCAUGUCAUCAAGUUACAGCUAAAUCUGAUUCACUGGUUUCUCAUCACCAGAAACAGGGACUAUUAGACUGUCAUGGCCUCCAUUUGGCUACGAUGAGGACUGGCACCAGGUAGGGAGGAGGCUUUUUCAAGAUCACAGGGUAUAUAGCUCUUCAGGGACUAAGUACCCCACCUCCUGCCUGCCCCUGGGCUCUGACCAGUACCCCAGGCCCAACACCUGCUGGUCUCUUAGUCCCUGAGAUGAGAGCUGCAGAUCCCAGCCUGGAGCUUCAGAGAGGAAGCAGGCAGCAAUUUGGUUGUUCGUUAUCUUUAUACCCUCCCUUUGCCCUGUAGUGCUGGGAGAACUGCCAAUCUUUCUGCCUUAAAUCAACGUGUUAACAAUUUCUUGGGAGUGAAAGGUCUUCUCUGCCCUGUGACAGUCAUUUCAGACUAACCCUGGCUGGGUGCAGGCUGCCCUUCUCCCACUGUCUGCGACUGACAACUCCAUCAACACAGCUUCCCUCAAUACAAGAGCUGUCUUUCCAGAUUAACCCUGAGGCUCCCAAGAACUCGGAUGGCAUCAGUUUUUAAAAUGCCAUCCUUGCUUCUUAUUCUCGCCCUCAACAGUUUUAAGCAGAGUGAAGACUGAGUGGAGAUUUGUGGCCCCUGGCUGCUGGGGCAGAAGGAAGGACGGACGGGAGAGAGUGGGGGAAUGGUGACCUGAGGGAGGAAGAAGAGGAGGCCUCUAAGAAUUAGAAGGAACUUGGGGCCUUGUCAGAUGGAUGGGAGGAAGUGUCCUUGGGCUUCAAGUAAAGUGAGGUUGAUUCCUAAAUGGUGGUUAUGCUGGGGAUUGGGGGGAAGGAGGCAUGGUGGGGAGCAGAUGCUUGACAGGCCAGGGACACAGGCUGGCUGGCUUUGGCUUUGGCAUUAUGACUAAAGAUGUGAGAUCCAGAAGGCAGGCCCUAUGAGCUAGAGCUCAGAGAACGUCAGGCACCUGAGCUUGAAGGGUUCCGGAGACUCUGGAAGCUCCUAAGGGACGUGGAAUUCCCUGACACCCACACCCAGAGAUGAGGACAGCUGCCCAGGUGCUGAGACUCCAGUGAGCAGCCCCCUAACCCCAGCUCACUUGUGUGUCCCAGGGGCCCAGUGUUGUGAACUAGUACUUUACCCCAUGCCUUUGGCAUGGAAACAUCUGUGGGGUUGAAAGGCUUCCUCUUCAAGUGAACCUUACUAUCCCCAAGCUUCAAGGGACACCAGAUCCACUUCUGCCUGACAGCCCUUAAGGACCACUCCAACCCCCUCAGCACCCCAUGAAACCACCUACCUCAGAGUAGUGAGGCACUCACACAGAGCAGAGUCCAGGCUAGAGAGAUACUGUUCUACCUGCCAGAGACAGGGGCAUGGAUGGGUGUCCCCACUCCAGGGUGGGCUGUCUCCGUGCUCUGGAAAGCAGUGUGGCAGCUCUUCAACGGUUAAACAUUGUUGCCAGAUAUGGUGGUGGUACGCACCUGCCACACUCCUGCCAUGCUCCUGCCAUGCUCCUGCCACGCUAGCCCUUGGGAGGCUGAGGCAAGAGGUGGAGUUCAAGGUCAAACAGUGCUACAGCAUAGUAAGACUCUUUUAAAAAAAUAACAGAUAAGGGGGCUGAGAUGGCUCAGCACUUAAGAGUACUGUUCUUCCAGAGAUCAUGGGUUCAAUUCUCAGCAACCACAUAGUUGUGUCCUCUAUAAAGGGGUCUGAUGCCCUCUUCUGGCUCGCAGGUGUAUGUGCAGACAGAGCACUCGCAUUAAAAUAGAUAGAUAGAUAGAUAGAUAGAUAGAUAGAUAGAUAGAUAGAUAGAUAGAUAGAGGGCUGAGAGCCCUCUUAUAAAGGGAUCUGAUGCCCUCUUCUGGCUUGCAGGUAUAUAUGCAGACAGAGCACUCGCAUUAAAAUGAUAGAUAGAUAGAUAGAUAGAUAGAUAGAUAGAUAGAUAG
Psammomys obesus (fat sand rat) is the source of this 6721-nucleotide messenger RNA. RefSeq names its product UDP-GlcNAc:betaGal beta-1,3-N-acetylglucosaminyltransferase 6 (gene B3gnt6). The coding region runs from base 283 to 1458 and encodes 391 amino acids. The transcript has 2 exons. NCBI's taxonomy places the organism in Eukaryota, Metazoa, Chordata, Mammalia, Rodentia, Muridae. Gene Ontology annotation, cellular component: membrane. Gene Ontology annotation, molecular function: hexosyltransferase activity. The record is from RefSeq and is a predicted model, not a curated record.